CCGAAAAGUAAUUGUUUUUCUUUUUUUGGGUAAGCAGUGAUGUACAAAUUGAAACCGAUGAGAUAAUUCUGAGUGUGUGACAGUAGAGGACUGAAAAUAGUCUUAACAAAUCCUUCAUUGCUGCUGCGAUCUCUGUCUUGCCUCUCGGAAUGGAUCUGGCAUUCACUUCUUCAUUGUCCCUUGCUGCUGGAAAUAUAGCCACCCAAAAGAUAAAGCCUUUUACUUCAAGUAUAAGCACCACCUGUAAAGUGCCAGUGCAGAGAAAGUUUAGGUGUUUCGCCACAGUUGCCACUGCAAUGACUCAGGCUUCCGAGUUUGAGUUAGAGAACAAAAAGCAUGAUCUUCUGAGAACUAUCCAAGACAUGCAACGAGGCCUUACUACGACUGCUGAUCAACGCUCCAUCAUUGAGGAGGCUCUGGUGAGCUUGGAAGGAUACAACGUGGGUGCUCCAAUAGAUCUUAAGAAGUUGGAUGGAACAUGGCGUCUGCAGUAUACUUCUGCCCCUGAUGUCCUCAUUCUUCUAGAAUCUGCUGCAAGGCUUCCCUUUUUUCAGGUUGGGCAGAUCUUCCAAAAGUUUGAAUGCAAGGAUCAGUCUGAUGGAGGCAUCAUACGUAAUGUUGUUCAAUGGAGUAUUCCAACUUUAUUAGAGGAACAAGAAGGUGCUACUCUACUUGUUUCUGCAAAAUUUUCUGUUGUUUCAGUUCGUAACAUUUAUCUUCAGUUUGAAGAGAUAACUGUUAAAAAUAUCAAAAUCAGUGAAGGGCUGCAAGCUCUAAUAGCUCCUGCAAUACUUCCACGGUCAUAUUUAAGUCUAGAGAUCUUGCAGUUCAUUCGUUCUUUCAAAGCUCAAAUUCCUGUGACUGUGAGAGACCCUGGGAGGUAUGGUGCUCAUAUUGUUCUAAGUAUUGGUAAUAUAUACACAUUCCUGUGACUGUGAGAGACCCUGGGAGGCAAUCAGUCGGAGGACUUUAUUAUCUUUCCUAUCUAGAUAGCAAUAUGCUUCUGGGUCGCGCUGUUGGAGGUGGGGGAGUUUUCGUUUUUUCCAGAGCUCAACCUCUAGACUUCUGAAUAACAGCUUGAUUUGCAAGAUAUGCAAGGGGCCAAGGGCUGUUCAGCUUAUAUGUGGUCAAGCAAACUAACUAGCUCAUGAGAUCAUCUGCCUGGAGUAAUCCUCUAAUACAGACUCAACCAACCGGUCGUUCCCUCUUACAGAAGUAAGGAGAUACAUAUCUGUACAUUGUAUUUUCCUUGACCAUUGUCGCCCCUCCACAUUAUAGAAAAAUUAAUUUGCCAGAAACAAAGGCCAGGGCCUUCAGUUCCUGAUAUUCUGUUCAUUUGAUUGUUGUAAAUUUUGAACUUAAUUGCCUAGUUGUUUCAAGUUCAACUGAUUAUGAUCUCGUAUCAAUUUUCAUCUCAAUGUUUUCUCA
This is a messenger RNA of Tripterygium wilfordii, 1428 nucleotides long. RefSeq names its product probable plastid-lipid-associated protein 10, chloroplastic. Bases 150 to 932 code for a protein of 260 amino acids. The record is from RefSeq and is a predicted model, not a curated record. Lineage: Eukaryota; Viridiplantae; Streptophyta; Magnoliopsida; Celastrales; Celastraceae. The transcript is spliced from 9 exons.